AUGCAUGGAAUAGUAAUCACGACAACGUUGUUUCUGUUUUCACUAACUUUAGUAGCGAAUGCGUCUGUAACAACCGGGAAAAGCGGCGGCUACAAUAGCCAAGGCGGUUGGGGUUCGUGGAGUCCGUGGAGUGAUUGUCAGGCUAGCUGCGGUAGUGGACUGAGAGAUAGAAGUCGUAACUGUGAGGGUGCGAAUCAGUGUGACGGACCAAGUAUAGAGUUGGACAACUGUGACACUACGAUUGCUUGCCCAGUCGAUGGCCACUGGAGUGCUUGGAGCCCUUGGACGCCUUGCACAAAGUCAUGCGGAAACGAGGGCACUACACGUCGAUCGAGGCAAUGUGACAAUCCAUCCCCCAGUAACGGAGGAGACGAUUGUCCUGGAAAGAAGGAGAUUGUUGCUCAGUGCAACGUGAAAUGUUGUCCAGUUGACGGUCAAUGGGGAAAAUGGAACGCGUGGGGACGUUGCACUCGUAGCUGUGGAGCCGCCGGGGCUCGAAUAAGACAUCGACUCUGCAAUCAACCAACUCCAAGUCCAGAACCAUGCCCCGGUAAACAAUGCAUCGGGAGCGACAUCCAUGUAGAAAAGUGUAACAUAUCUCCAUGUCCUAUCGACGGAGGUUGGAGCCCCUGGAGUGAAUGGAGUGACUGCUCUCGUACAUGCGGUCUGGAUGGUCUCAGAAAAAGGAAUCGCACUUGCACCAAUCCUCCUCUCAAAAACUCCGGAGAAGACUGUUCAGGGCCUAGCGAAGAAAAGCGCUUCUGCUUCCUCGCCACCUACUGCCCAAUACAAACUUUCUGGUCUAGUUGGACAAGAAUAAACAAGUGUUCUCUAGAAUGCGACCAAGGAGGUCACACAAUUUAUGUACGACAAUGUGUGCCUCCGGUAUUCAAUUUUGGCUCCGAAUAUUGUCCCGGCAAUGGUACAAAAUCAACCGUGUGCGACGUACACAGUUGUCCCGUACAGGGCGGCUGGAGCUAUUGGAGCUGUUGGUCACCAUGCUCCAUUACAUGCGGCAAGGGACGACGAAAACGGACCCGAGUUUGUAACAACCCUUACCCCACAGCCUUCGGGACAGGAACACUUUGUAUAGGUGAAGCAUCGCAACACGAUCCGUGCAACGGUGCAACAGAAGAGUGUCCUAUGGUGGAUGGUCUGAUUGGCAACCUUGGUCCGCCUGUCCGACGUGCAAUGGCGGCAUCCAACGGAGAUACAGACUAUGGCAAUUGGGGUGCUUGGAGUUGCUGGAGCUCGUGCGACGUCAACUGUGGAAACAACGGUGUAAGAACUCGAGUGAGACAUUGCAAUAACCCCCUUCCAGCCCACGGAGGAACAACCUGCCUCGGAGUCAGCCAAGACAGAAAGCCUUGCGACGGCAUGCCACCCUGUCCUCGAGGUUAG
Messenger RNA from Corticium candelabrum, 1401 nucleotides. Its product is annotated as coadhesin-like. NCBI's taxonomy places the organism in Eukaryota, Metazoa, Porifera, Homoscleromorpha, Homosclerophorida, Plakinidae. The transcript is spliced from 8 exons. Bases 1 to 1401 code for a protein of 466 amino acids. The record is from RefSeq and is a predicted model, not a curated record.